Ilyonectria robusta is the source of this 1284-nucleotide messenger RNA. RefSeq lists its product as uncharacterized. The record is from RefSeq and is a predicted model, not a curated record. NCBI's taxonomy places the organism in Eukaryota, Fungi, Ascomycota, Sordariomycetes, Hypocreales, Nectriaceae. Bases 1 to 1284 code for a protein of 427 amino acids. The transcript is spliced from 6 exons.
AUGCAUCUAACGCCUCGCGACGAGGAUGACGACGUGCCAGUCCAUGGCUAUGUUAACCCAUACACAGAGCUCAACAUCGGCCUGUGGUCACUGUUCGCUGGCGCAACUGUGCUUCUGUUUCUGCGCCUGUACGUGAAGGUCACGCGACGACACGGCCUGUGGUACGACGAUUAUAUUCUUACUUUUUCAUGGAUGCUUUUACUUGCAAACAACGCUCUCAUUAUUCACGAAUUCGCAACUGGUUAUGUCCUCAAGGACUCGACGGAAAGCUGGGACGACCGCAUGCACAUUCUCAUUAACAUUUCUUCCUGCGGCACUCUCAUCGGACAAGCAUUGACCAAGACCGCUUUCGCCGUCACACUCAUUCGAAUCAGCAACCAAUGGCAGCAAUAUGUUUUAUGGUUCUGUAUCUUAUCCAUGAACCUGUACAUGGUUGUCAAGGUCAUUUUUCAGUGGGCCAAGGUCUGCGACAAGGACAGUUAUGAUGUUUGGUACCGACUCAACUUUUGCAUUGGGUGGAAGUUCCGUGACAGUUUCAAGGAGGGUGGAAACGUUUACAACGUCAUUAUGGAUUUCGUUUUUGCAUCUUUUCCGUGGUUGAUCACACGAGGCCUGGAGAUGAGGAGGGUCGAGAAGAUUGGUCUAUCCGCUACGAUGAGCUUGGGAAUGAUAGUUGCUAUCGUCACAGCCAUACGUAUUGGAUGGAAGGACAAUGGAAACGACCGCGACAAGUGGUAUAUCUGGCGCAACGGCAUGUCGCAAGUUUGGUACUCGUCUGAAGUCGCCGGCACAAUCAUGGUCCAAUGCAUCCCGAUCCUCCGGCCGAUCCUGCAGAGCUUCCAUACCUCGUUAACGUCGAAGAAGUUGGGUUCCACGUCGGACGCACAAAGCACAACCUGGCUAAGCAAGUUUAGUGGGAACCGGGUAUCGACAAGAAUGGACAACAACGGACACAGCAACGGAGCCGCCCUGGUCGCCGACGAGCGCGGCCUCGCCAACAACGACCGCGUCGAGCUGCGGGACAUCCCCGAAGAGCCGGCCGAGUCGUGGCGCGAGGUGCCGACGUCGUCGUGGCCGCUGGACGACGCCAAGUUCACGCCUGAGACGCACACGCCCGACAGCCUGCCGCAUUCCGACUCGUGGGCACUGCCCCGUGGGGAGGACAGAUCGGGGAGGAGUUUGGAUGUGGAACAGGACAGGGGGUCGCACUCGAGUAUCGGCUUUGACGUGGAACCUGUUAGAGAACAGGGGUUGUCGCCACCUCCGCGCAGACUAGCCCAGUAG